This is a messenger RNA of Alligator mississippiensis (American alligator), 6513 nucleotides long. RefSeq names its product glucuronic acid epimerase (gene GLCE). Gene Ontology annotation, molecular function: heparosan-N-sulfate-glucuronate 5-epimerase activity. The transcript is spliced from 5 exons. The record is from RefSeq and is a predicted model, not a curated record. Gene Ontology annotation, biological process: heparan sulfate proteoglycan biosynthetic process. Gene Ontology annotation, cellular component: Golgi apparatus. Bases 499 to 2352 code for a protein of 617 amino acids. NCBI's taxonomy places the organism in Eukaryota, Metazoa, Chordata, Crocodylia, Alligatoridae.
CUCUUCGAUUCACGCACAUCAUAUGUCUGAUGUUAUGCAUGCAGUGGUCUAACGUCCAGGGAAGUGUAGGCCACUGGAUUUUGAAAUCUCUUUCGUCACAGUAUUCAUUUUUUUCCCUCUUAUUUAUUAUUUUUUCCAAGCACUCUUGUCCCUGGGCUCUGUUGACCUUGCGUCUGUUGGACUGAGAUACAAAUAUGCAAAAGUAAUAAAGCAGACGGAAAAAAAAUCUCAGCCAGUAUUUUGGGACCAGCACAGCCACUACAAAAACAAAAAAAGCACUGCAGACGAGCGUCUUUAAUUGAGACUCGGUCCUAAAACUUAGUGAAGAAUAUCUGGGCUCGGGUUAUGCCUGCAGUCCCAGUGCAGACAGCCGGCGUUCGUUCAAGGAAAUUGGGAAGGAAGAUUAGCCUCAUCUAACCUACUCCGUAUUUGAAAAGUUAGAAAUCUGAGAUGCAUUAGAGUUUGGAGACCUUCAUUUGAUUAAGGUAUGAUGUGAAUAUGCGUUGCCUGGCAGCUCGGGUCAACUAUAAGACUUUGAUCGUGAUCUGCACUCUCUUCACGCUUGUCACGGUGCUGCUGUGGAACAAAUGCUCCAGCGAUAAAGCGGCUCAGUUCCCCCGGAGUCUCAACAGCGGCUUCCGCGUGGACAGCUUGGAGAAACGAGCGGCCGCUUCGGAGAGUAACAACUAUGUGAACAGCCUCGUGAAGCAGCAGAGCGAGGAGGCAUCGCCGCAGGAGCAGCAGAAAGCCCCGCCUAUCGUGGGCGGCUUCAACAGCAACGGGAACAAAGUUUUGGGACUGAAAUACGAGGAAAUAGACUGUCUGAUCAACGACGAGCAUACGAUAAAAGGGAGGCGAGAGGGCAGCGAGGUCUUCCUGCCCUUCAGUUGGGUGGAGAAGUACUUUGAGGUCUACGGGAAGGUUGCUCAGUAUGAUGGGUAUGACCGGUUUGAAUUCUCCCAUAGCUACUCCAAAGUGUACACCCAGAGAGCCCCCUACCACCCCGACGGCGUGUUCAUGUCCUUCGAGGGCUACAACGUGGAAGUGCGCGACAGAGUGAAGUGCAUCAGCGGCGUUGAAGGUGUGCCGUUAUCUACACAGUGGGGGCCUCAAGGCUAUUUCUACCCAAUCCAGAUUGCACAGUAUGGCUUGAGUCACUACAGUAAAAACCUGACGGAGAAACCUCCUCACAUAGAGGUGUACGAAACAGCCGAAGACAAGGACAAAAGCAGCAGGCCUACUGACUGGACUGUCCCAAAAGGCUGUUCUGUUGCAACGGUGUCCGAUAAAUCCCGGUUCACGAACGUGAAGCAGUUCGUCGCUCCAGAAAAUACUGAAGGGGCCUCUCUGCAGCUGGGGAACACAAGGGACUUCAUUAUUUCUUUUGACCUCAAAUUCCUGACGAACGGAAGCAUAUCAGUGGUUCUGGAAACGACCGAGAAGAACCAGCUCUUCACAGUGCACUACGUCUCAAACAUGCAGCUGAUCGCUUUCAAGGACAGGGACAUUUACUACGGCAUCGGGCCGAGGACUAGUUGGAGUACCGUCACCAGAGACCUGGUCACUGACCUCCGGAAGGGAGUGGGCCUCUCCAACACAAAAGCUGUAAAGCAGACAAAAAUCAUGCCGAAAAAGGUGGUCAGGUUGAUUGCAAAGGGAAAAGGCCUCAUUGAUAACAUCACAAUAGCGACCACGGCGCACAUGGCGGCUUUUUUUGCUGCCAGCGAUUGGCUGGUGAGGAACCAGGAUGAAAGGGGGGGCUGGCCCAUCAUGGUGAUGCGGAAGCUCGGGGAAGGGUUUCGGUCGUUAGACCCAGGCUGGUACUCUGCCAUGGCCCAAGGGCAGGCCAUCUCCACGUUAGUCAGGGCUUACCUGUUAACGAAAGACCACACAUUCCUCAAUUCAGCUUUACGGGCCACAGCACCUUACAAGCUCCUGUCUGAGCAGCACGGCGUGAAAGCCGUCUUCAUGAAGAAGCACGACUGGUAUGAAGAGUACCCGACCUCGCCGAGCUCGUUCGUGUUGAACGGUUUCAUGUACUCGUUAAUCGGGCUGUAUGACUUGAAAGAAACGGCGGGGGAGAAACUAGGGAAAGAGGCAAAACUUCUGUACGACCGGGGCAUGGAGUCCCUCAAAGCCAUGCUUCCACUCUACGAUACUGGCUCAGGGACGAUCUACGACCUUCGCCAUUUCAUGCUCGGCACGGCUCCCAACCUGGCCCGAUGGGACUAUCACACCACCCACAUCAACCAGCUCCAGCUGCUGAGCACGAUUGAUGAGGCCCCGAUUUUCAAAGAGUUUGUCAAGAGGUGGAAGAGCUAUCUGAAGGGCGGCAGGGCAAAGCACAACUAGAGCUGACAACCAAAACCACGCGUCUGCUGUCUGCGGGAGCCGCUGGACUUCUCGAAGGGAAACGGGGUGUGUUGUAAAAGGUUGCGUACUAAGCGAUGGGCUGUUUCAAAGAAGUGAUCCUUAAAACUGAUGUGAAACGAUUGCAUUCCAGCGCGGUAAUGCUUCGAUCCGGUAAGGAGAAUUUGGAUCAAAGCUAGCAUCUCCUUCAACUCGUUUACCUGUCCGUAGCGUCCCACCAUGAAAUCACUCGCCCGUGUCAAACUCCAUUUGUACUCCUGAGUUUCGGGGGGCGGAAAAAUUCCUUUUUGUAGGGGAGGGGGGGAAAAAAAAGAUAAUUUACAGAAGCCAUAAAGGUCCUUAAAGUCCAGCACUUGCCUGAAAAGUUAGGAUGUGGCCUCCUUUGAAAUGGAAUAAUCUGUGUAUAUGUUGACAACAGAGUAACGAAUCGUGGUGUAAUGCAGUAACUGUGUAUUUACUUGUAGCCUGGGUAGUGGACAGUGUAUCUUUUUAAAGGUGUUUUUUAUACCGGUUCUUUUCUCGAAGGGGGGGAAAAUACACAAAUCUUUGUUUUACGGUUCUGUAUAUCGAGGUACUCGCAACGUACGGUUUCUUUAGGGGUGUGUCGAUUCGAAAACGCACCUAGCCAGCAUUCGGGCUCCUAACUUGUGUUACGUAAGCACAACUCGAAGUGGGACUAGCUGACUGCACAAAACUUUGCAAGCAUACCAUCCCCUUUUUUUAUAUAAAGCCAAGGCUACAAUCACGUUUGAGGCUUGCUGGUCGCCGUUUCUGCCGUGCCACUGAAAUCUCUCUUGUGUACUGUAUUUCCAAUUGCAUUGAAGAGGCUUCUGUGUGCAUGGGGGAGAUUUCUGUUGGCAUCCUAAACAUGGGCUAAGGAGCUAAUUUUUGAGUAGCUCAUAGGAGCCUUGAUUUCAGUGGACUUAACGGUGAUUUUUUUUUUCCUAUGGCAAUUUUGUUUUUAAAAUGCUUUUUUAAAAAGCCGAUCAAGAACGUAGUACGCUAAAAUGAUUGUGUCUGUCUCCCCACCUUUGCCUAUGCUUUAAACACUCACGACACCUACGGCCCUGAGCUUAUUCUUUAUGUCUGAAUCGUCUUAGUGGUUCUGGCAAGUGAGAGAGGGUAUCCGUGCAAUAACCGAACGCAUCCGAACCCAGACGUUCGCUCCGUCCAGGUUUCAGAAUUAACACAGAAUUUCCUUUUUGUAUUUAUAACCUCCUUUCGCUGGACUUUAUGGUCUUUCAGCAUGUGGAUUGCCUACUGAAAAACCCAAGGAAGUAAAAACCAAUUGAUCGUGUCACUAGACCAAUAAUAUUUGAUUAUGGUAAGCUAGCUGGAAUUUGGUUGUAGGCCAUAUUAAUACCUGCCAAUAUUUUGGUACAGGCACAUUAUGAAUCUCAGCCCCCGAAGCUCCAGGGAUUUUCCGGUAUGAUUAAGCGUAUGUUGACAUCAGCAAACCUUUGAGAAAAUCAUCCAGGAGCACAUCUGCACGGGCCCGGCAGGGCAGGUAAUGCUCAGGGGCAACCAGCACGGGUUCAUUGAGGGCAGAAACCUGGUUUCUUUUUAUGAUCAGGUCACAAAAUCCCUGGACGAGGAUGUCGGGGUGGAUGUCGUCUUCCUGGGCUUUAAGAAGGCCUUUGACAUGGUUUCCAACCACAUUUUCUUAAAAAAACGAGGUGACUGUGGCGUCGAUGCCUACACAGUCAGAUGGGUGGCAAAUUGCCUAGAUGGUCGCACCCAGAGAGUGGUGGUGGACGGGUCGUUUUCGACCUGGAGGGAUGUGAGCAGUGGGGUCCCGCAGGGCUCGGUCCUCGGGCCCGUGCUCUUCAACAUCUUCAUCAGCGAUCUGGAUGUGGGAGUGCAAUGCACGCUGUCCAAAUUCGCUGAGGACACCACGUUGUGGGGCGAGGUGGGCACGCUGGAGGGGAGGGACAGCAUCCAGCUAGAUCGAGACAGGUCACGGGUGGGCAGAUGAGAGUAGGAUGGAGUUCAAUGCAGACAAGUGCAAGGUGCUGCAUCUAGGGAGAAGGAACCAGGUUCACACCUAUAGGCUGCGGGACACCCUUCUCAACGACACGGUGGCAAAAAGGGAUCUUGGAGCCAUUGUUGACUCCAGGAUGAACAUGGGCUGACAGUGUGGGGACGCGGUCAGGAAGGCCAACCGCACCUUGUGCAUCCACAGAUGCAUUGCAAGCAGGGCCAAGGAGGUGAUCCUCCCCCCCAUGCGACACUGGUCAGGCCGCAGCUGGAGUACUGUGUCCAGUUCUGGGCACCGCACUGCAGGAGGGAUGUGGGCAGCAUGGAGAGGGUCCAGAGGAGGCCACCGGCAUGAUCCGGGGGCAGCAGGGCAGGCCCUACGAGGAGAGGCGACGGGACCUGAACCUGUUCAGCCUCAGCAAGAGAAGGUGGAGCGGGGACCUGGUGGCCAUCUACAAACUCACCAGGGGGGACCAGUGGGAAUGGGGGGGGUCUGUUCCCCCGGGCGCCACUGGGGGUUACUAGGAAUAACUGGAUCUGGACUGGGCUCCCCAGGGAGGUGGUGCUCUUGGGGGUCUUCAAGAGGAGGCUAGACAGAUAUUUGGCUGGGGUGAUACGAUCCCAGCACACGUUCCUGCCCAGGGCAGGGGGUCGGACCUGAUGAUCUGUUUAGGUCCCUUCCAGCCCCAAGUACAUUUAUUUAUUGAAACAUUGCCAUUAAUCCUAUUGUAUAAGUUAUUAGUGGCUUCAGUAAUCAAGCAGCUCUCAGAGACAAAGCAGGCAUUAGUUUGCUGGCAAGGACAGGCGCGAGGACGGGACGCAGGUGGACUUGACUGAAUUUUUCCAUUUGCUCACGAAGACGUGGAACCGGGCGGUGGUUCCUGUGAUCUUUGCAAAUGCAGAAUGCGAUCGUAUCGCCUAGCGGAUGCCACAGCAGAAGUGUUUUGAAACCUAAAAUCCCUUAUCAAUACCAAAGUCAUAAAAGAUGAGUUUUUCUCCUCAAAUUAAAAAAAAAAACAAAAACAAAAAAACCCCAACAAUCAAAAAUAAACCCCCUAACCCUUGUUUCCUCUGCAAAGGCCGAUAUUAUCUGGGAGCGAGGCAAACGUCCUCCUGCCUGCGUUUCCUCGACAGCACGGCCAGUUCCAGCUGGGUGAAUCGGACGAGCACAUUAGAGUACUGCUUCUGUGACGAGUAUUGGUGCCUUAGCAAAGCGGCCACGAGUUCCUAGCCUGUUAGGAAAAGACGGACAGAAAAAACAAACCCGAACCCUAGCGGCAUGGAUCUUUCUGUGUCUCAUACCCUGCCUUCAACCCACCCAGCAGCAGACGAAAUAGGCUUGUUUGGAGGCAUAAUUUAGCACCGGUCAGCAGAGAAACAGGAGAUGCAUCCUUCUACCCUUAACGCCGUUGCCAUCGCUGUCCCCUGUGCGUGUGCGUGAGUGUAAAUUGAACACCCAGGUGUGAGUGCAUCUCCAGCCUACAAGAGUUCAAGUGUGAUCCCUCUUCGUUGUUGUUAUUUUUUUUAAAGGAGUCGAGCCGGGGGAGGGAAUUGUCGGGCACCAGUGCCGAAUAGCGUUCGUCUGUCCGAAUUCACCAAAUAGCAGCGACCCCUUUCUGUACCUCCACUUUAAAACUGACAAAGAUCUUAGGGGCUAAGGUCUGUUAUAACCCUUUUGUUAGGAUUUCUGUGUGUGUGUGUGUGUGUGUGUGUGUGUGUGUACACUUCAUCCAACACCGUGCACGUGGGUAUAUGCAAACCAGUGACACACAAGCACAACUCUGGAUGUGUGGCAGUGCUGUUUUUCUUGGUCAUUGUGCAAGACAUUCACUGAAAGCUGCUAUUUUCAUUCACCUUGUAAUUGUACUUUAUUCUUUUGGGUUUUUUGAUUAUUGUUUUCUACGUUUUACAUGUGGGGUAUACACCAUGUGUUAAAUAUGCAAUAAAUUGUUUACCGGAUGCCCUUCUAAAGGGUAGUCCUUUGUAAAGCUGUACAGACUUUGCAGUUUAAGCACAAUGUGCACACGUUAGUUUUCUAUACCGCGAGACAUGAUUUUUUGCAGAGGGAAAGGUACUAUUAUGUUUCUAUACAAAGUAAAUGGAUCAACAUUUGUGCUUCAUGUAAAGCUGCUUUAUAAAAUUGUAAAAUAAAAGUUUUUAUCUUAA